ACAGGCAGUAGCGCAGGCGUACAUGCAGGUCGGUCGUCGCUGACAUUUUCAGAUUUUCUUCUCCGCCACCGCACCGAGCCGUGCGUGCGUGCAAGCUGCAGGUCUAGCCACCGAUGGAUUUCGUGUGGGCGGUUGUGGCGGCGGCCGCGGCGGUGCUGGCAACGUGGGUGCUGAGCGCGCUGGUGUGGAGGCCGCGCGCCAUCGCCCGGCAGCUCCGCGCGCAGGGCGUGGCCGGGCCGGGCUACAGGUUCCUGGCCGGGAACCUCGGCGAGAUCAAGCGGCUCCGCGCCGCCACCGCCGGCGCCGUGCUGGACGUCGGCUCCCACGACCUCGUCCCCAUGGUGCAGCCUCACAUGCGCGAAUGGAUCCCCGUCCACGGACGCACGUUCUUGUACUGGUUCGGAGCGCGGCCGACCCUGUGCGUGGCGGACGUGAGCAUGGUGAGCCAGGUGCUCCUGGACCGCACCGGGCUGUACCCCAAGAACACCGGGAACCCGCACAUCGCCCGCCUGCUCGGCAAGGGGCUCGUGUUCGCGGACGGCGACGAGUGGAAGCGCCACCGCAAGGUCGUCCACCCUGCCUUCAACAUGGACAAGCUCAAGGUGAUGACGGCGACCAUGUCGGACUGUGCCGGGUCAAUCAUGUCGGAGUGGAAAGCGAAGGUGGACGAGGGAGGCGGCGCGGCGGAGAUCGAGCUGGGCAGCCAGUUCGAGGAGCUCACCGCGGAUGUCAUUUCCCACACGGCGUUCGGAGCUAGCUACAGAGAGGGGAAGCGAGUCUUUCUCGCGCAGAGGGAGCUCCUAUUCCUUGCCUUCUCCACCGUUUACAAUGUCCAAAUCCGGGCAUUUAGGUACCUGCCAACGCAAAAGAACCUCAAGAUAUGGAGGCUCGACAAGGAGGUGAGGGGCAUGCUCACCGACAUCAUCAAGAGUCGGCUCGCAACCAAGGACACCAUGGGGUACGGGAACGACCUGCUCGGGCUGAUGUUGGAGGCGUGCACUCCGGAGGAGCACGGCCAGGAACCGCUUCUAAGCAUGGACGAGAUCAUAGACGAGUGCAAGACCUUCUUCUUCGCUGGCCACGACACUAGCUCGCACAUGCUUUCAUGGACCAUGUUCUUGUUGAGCACACAUCCAGAAUGGCAGCAGAAGCUCAGGGCGGAGGUGGUGAGAGAGUGCGGUAAUGAGGUUCCCGCCGGUGACGUGCUCAACAAAUUGAAGCUAAUCAACGUGUUCCUGCUAGAAACUCUUAGGUUAUACAGUCCUUUGUCGACCAUUCAGAGAAAGGCAGGUUCAGAUCUUGAGGUCGGUGGCAUCACGGUGCCCAAAGGCACGGUCCUGACCAUCCCCAUCGCGACGAUACACCGUGACAAGGAGGUAUGGGGAGAGGAUGUCCAUGAAUUCAAUCCUCUCAGGUUCGAAAACGGAGUGAUGCGGGCAGCAAAGCAUCCUAAUGCAUUCUUGUCUUUCUCUGGUGGGCCAAGGUCGUGCAUUGGGCAAAACUUCGCGAUGAUCGAGGCCAAGAUUGUGAUCGUUAUGAUUCUUCAGAGGUUCUCCUUCUUCCUAUCCCCUAAGUAUGUCCAUGCCCCCAUGGACGUGAUCACACUACGGCCCAAGUUUGGUCUUCCCAUGGUCCUCAAGAGCCUAGAGAUGUAGAGGCAUGUGUAAUGUGUUGAGUAUAACACAAGAUUUUAUAUUUGUUUGACUAGGGUAUAGUUUAUGUUGUACACUAGAUAUGUUUGUGUAACCGCUAUAAGCUCUUGUUUGGGCUCAGAAACCCCACACAUUCAACUACAUUGAUGUUGCUAGCUGACUAGUUGCAAAUAAUUCAUGCAAGCACGGUGAAUUUACCGCCCCUCCAACCCACACGACAACUUGGGCUU
Molecule: messenger RNA, 1882 nt
Organism: Triticum aestivum (bread wheat)
Lineage: Eukaryota; Viridiplantae; Streptophyta; Magnoliopsida; Poales; Poaceae
Product: cytochrome P450 709B2-like
Exons: 4
Coding region: 114-1655 (513 amino acids)
Molecular function (GO): heme binding; oxidoreductase activity, acting on paired donors, with incorporation or reduction of molecular oxygen; iron ion binding
Source: RefSeq, a predicted model, not a curated record